This is a messenger RNA of Trichobilharzia regenti, 450 nucleotides long. The record is from the annotation of a GenBank genome assembly. Lineage: Eukaryota; Metazoa; Platyhelminthes; Trematoda; Strigeidida; Schistosomatidae.
AGCCUGGUGUAAAAAAGUUAAACUUGCUGAUAAAACUGGAAAUGAAAAGACUAAGUGUUUUAUAUAAUCAAAGAUUUUUGUCAUGUAAAACCCCUUCUAAUUUAUGGAAACUUUUCAAAGAAAUUACUAACGGUAAGCGAUGUAUUUCUGUUCCAUCUCUUAAUGUUGACACUCUUAAUAAAUCUUUCAUACGCUCUUCUGUUGAUACCCUUCCAAAUGAUACAAAUCAUAUUGACAAUAACUUUAGUGGUUUUAAUACCCUUGAUGUGCUUAAAUGUCUCCGGUCUCUUAAGCCUUCUCAAAGCCUUGGUCCUGACGGCAUACCUGCCAUUGUCCUCAGGAAUUGUGCUGAUAUUUUGUGUUAUCCCCUUACUAACAUUUUUAAUGCUUCUUUUUCCGGUAACGUUCUACCUUUUGCAUGGAAAAACAUUAAAAUUAUCCCUAUAGCAA